This is a messenger RNA of Cucurbita pepo subsp. pepo (vegetable marrow), 3534 nucleotides long. Its product is annotated as putative disease resistance protein At5g66900. Gene Ontology annotation, molecular function: ADP binding. The record is from RefSeq and is a predicted model, not a curated record. NCBI's taxonomy places the organism in Eukaryota, Viridiplantae, Streptophyta, Magnoliopsida, Cucurbitales, Cucurbitaceae.
CCAAGUAAUUUCAGAAGCCGUCUUCAAGCCUUAUGAGUAGCUGCUCGUUGCUCCGUCGAGUCCAGGCUUAUGAGCUAAGCAAUUGGCCACCGUUAACGGCGGAACUCCGACGAUCUAGCUGAGAAUCUCACCUGGAUCGAAGGCGGAGCUCCAAGGACAAGCUAUAAAGGAGGAAGAAAAUGGCGGGAGCGUUAAUUGGUGGCGCGGGAUUGGGCGUUCCAUUUAACGAGCUGGCGGCCAUCUUGAAGAAAUUUGGCGAAAGGGCGAUGAACUUCGAUCCUGUUCUUAAGGAGAUCCAAUCCAAGGUAAAUACCAUAAUUCCUCUGGUUUCGGAAAUAGAGGAGCUUAAUGAAGCCCUGGAGUAUCCAAAAGAAGAAUUGGAGAAUUUGAAAAAGACAUUAGAAGUUGCCAAAAAGCUAAUUCCUCGGUGUGUCGGAUUGUGGAAGUAUAAUUAUCUAAGGAAGUCAGAUUACACAAAGAAGCUGCGUGAGUUGAAUUCCGAAAUUGGAAGUUUCAGGGACAUUUUGUUGAUUCAAACGGCUAGAGACGGGAAGAAGACCAUGAAAUUAGCGUCUGAAAUCAAGGACGUCGUUCACAGGAUUGAUAGCAGGUGUGAAAUAAUCAACACGGUGGAUUUAAGUGUGGCAGUUCCUGAGAUUGAAGGAGAAUGUGUUGGAUUGGAGAAGCCAGUUGAGAGAUUAAAGACGAAGCUCUUCAAAGAUGGGGUUCGAUUGUUGGUAGUGACUGCUUACGGAGGUUGUGGAAAAACCACUCUGGCCGUAAGGUUUUGUCACGACAAGCAAGUCAAAAAUAAAUUUCAGGAAAACAUACUUUUCCUCACUGUUUCAAGCAAACCAGAUACGAAACUUAUCUUAAAAUCUAUAAUUCAAAGCCUCGGGAGGUUUGUAGUAUCUGAUUCUGUAAACGACGAUGAGGCGUUCCGGCAUUUAGAACAAUUGAUGGGUCAAUCGAGUCGAAAUCCUGUAUUGUUCGUGUUGGAUGAUGUCUGGGAAGGUCCCGAAUCAAAUAAGCUUCUUGAAAAGUUCUCUCGAAUGCCUAACUGCAAAAUUUUGGUCACCUCUAGAAACAAGUUUCCUGCAUUUGGUGAGCCAUAUGCUUUGGAACCUUUGAGCGAUGAGGAUGCUAGGGAGCUGUUCCGUCGCGCGGCAUCGUUGGAUAACAGAACACCACAGUUCCCGGAUGAACAAAUUGUAGAAGCGAUAGUGAAGGGUUGUAAGAAAUGUCCACUUGCUCUGAAAGUGAUUGCAAGAUCACUUUCGGGUAGAACUGCACCGAUUUGGAAAGCUACCGAGAGGAACAUAUCUAGAGGAGAUUUUAUCCUGGGUUCUGAGGAAACGCUUCUGGAGUGCCUCAAAAGCAGCUUAGAUGCAGUCUCAGAUGACAAGAUGAUACUCAAGGAGUGUUUCAUGGACUUAGGUUCAUUUCCUGAAGACCAGAGAAUUCGUGUUGCUAUGUUUAUUGACAUUUGUGCAGUGUUGUAUGAACAAGAUGAAUGCGAAACAUUGUCGAACCUUGAUGAGCUCUUCACCCGGAAUCUGGUUAACACUGUCUAUUUGAGAAAUGAAGCACAUGAAGACGAUUACUACAGCGAGUCCUACAUUACACAGCACGAUAUACUUAGACAGUUGGCGGUCCAUUUGACUAAUGAGCAGCGCAUAGACCAAAGAACAAGAUUGUUUGUGGAUAUUAGCAGAAAUGAAUUCCCGGAAUGGUGGUCUAAAAAAGAGAUGCAACCCGUGAAAUCCCGCCUUUUAUCCAUAACAACAGAUGAGAUGUUCUCAUCUUGUUGGCCUGACAUGGAAGCGCCUGAAGUUGAGGUAUUAAUUCUUAAUCCUGGGUCUAAAACUUAUGAGUUGCCUGAGUUCGUGAAGCGAAUGAAUAGAUUGAAAGCUCUGAUAGUCAGGAAUUACAGGUCGUUUCCGACUGAAUUGACAAGUGGUUAUCAAGUAAUGAACUGUUUGUCAAGGCUAGAAAGAAUCAGUCUCGAGCGAAUUUCAAUUCCUUCUUUUAGUAACCAUAACCUGAAACCACUGUUACAUCUUAAGAAGCUAUCCUUCUUUAUGUGCAAAGUUGAUAGAGCUUUCACGAACUGCUCGAUCCAGAUUUCGCGUGUAUUGCCCAACUUACGCGAGAUUUCCAUAGAUUUUUGCAACGAUUUUGUGGCUCUCCCUAUUGGAUUAUGUGAGAUUGCGAAUUUGGAGAAACUGAGCAUUACAAACUGUCAUGAAUUAUCAUCGUUGCCUGAGGAACUUGGGAAGUUGAUUAAUCUAAAAACUCUAAGGCUUAGAUCUUGUAUUCAUUUGGAGAAGUUGCCUGAAUCAAUCUCAAUGCUCCAUGAAUUAGUGGAUCUUGACAUAUCUCAUUGUGUUGGCCUUACCAAACUUCCAGAUAAGAUUGGCAACUUGCAGAAGUUGGAAAAGCUUAAUAUGUGGAGCUGUCCUAUCAUACGCAAGCUUCCAGCAUCACUAAGAAAUCUAAAAAACUUGAGGAGUGUAGUUUGUGAAGAGGAGAUAGCAAAGUGGCUUGAUAUUGUCUCGCCUCGGCUUCGAAAUCUCGUUACAGAACACAAGGAAGAAGUCAACUUGGAUUGGCUAUUAGCAUGACUGCUUGUUCGUUUUCUUAUACUCGAAAUCGAACCCAAUUGUUCGUUUUCUUUACGUUUUGUUCGAUUCCUAGUGGGUUGGUUGACUUUGCAGAAAAGAGAGGUGUAGUUUGUUUAAGAACAAUUCUUCAACCAUAUCCUUCAUACUCGAAAUCGAACCGAUAUCCUUCCUUGUCCUGACCAAACCAGUUCUUGAACCAAUCCACUAGGAAUCAAACAAGAAAUGCCUUUGGAAGGAUAUGGUUUUACUUAAGUGGCUUGCUUUGAUCCCAAGGCAGUUCUUCAACUUCUUCGUGCAAAGAAACUUUCCUUUAUUGGUGAUACUCAAUACAGAAUUCAGGGGAAGAAUUAUCAAGCAAAUCAAAUCCGAACUGGUUAUAUGGGUUCAUGUACAGGAAUUAUCUAGAGUAGAGAUCCCAAACUGGCAACAUAUGGAAGAAAGUUCGAAGUUUCUUGAGUUCGGGAUGGUCGGGAAUCAAACCGAACCAUUAACUUUGGGAUGAUAACUGGUGUAUUAUCUAUUGAGUUAUGCUUGGAUUGACUUCAAAAUUUGAAGGUAUGCUUUACUCUUUUUGAAACUCGAUAACAUGUAUGCAUAUCUUUUAGUCGUAAUGAUAUUGCUAAAUCGCCGAUAGCUCAUAGCCAAAAAUUGAAACUCACAAACUUUCACUAUGAUAUUAUGUUAAAUCUCCCCACAAUCUGAGUGUGAAAUUUUAGGUUUUAGCAAAAUGCAGGAAGGAAUUUCAAACUGAAGUUAAAAGGAAUACGCAAGAUUUUGCAUUGUUAUCAUUUGUGCAAUGGAGUUUGAAGAUCAUCUCAAUCAUAGAAAGGUAGAAAAAUGUAUAGCGUUUUGUAUUAAAAUUGAUGCGCGACGUUUCGUAUGACUGUUUAUGAACAACGGAUGUGAAGUA